CCAUGCCUGCCCAUGACAGCGUCAUACUAUACCUAGGUCUUUCAGACCUCAUCAACAUUCUCUCCAGUAGCCAUGAUGCCUUGAAUGAAGGAUUUAUGACAACCCCCCCCCAAUACCUAACCUUCACAAACGUGACCUUGAAAGAAUCCCAAGAGAAAAUCUGCUUUGAAAAGUCCGAAGCCCUCGUAUACGCAAAAUUCCGCUACAACACCCGCACACAAGAACUGGUCGCCAAAGUACUCAACCCCAGAAACGCCCAUCCACAUAUAAUCAGCUCUUUUCAAUGGUCUAUGAUGCUCUCUCAGUUCACGAGCAUGGGAGUUGGAGUUGGAGAUUACGGGGCUACAUUGUCACCGGUGAUCACGCUUGGUGACUGGGUGCGACAGCCAGAUAGUUGCUUGGGACCAGCUUUAAAGAUUCCGUAUACUGUUGUGUUGGGGGUUGCAGCAGCUGCGCCUGGGAGCAAGGAGGGGCUUAAGGGUAAUGUGAGAGGUUGGAUUGAGAGCCCGGGAAAUUGUGUGGAUUUGGUGAUUACUAUUUGUAUUAAUGUGCUACAGCCGCAGCAGCAGAUGGGGACUAUGACUAUUGCAAAAUGGGAGCCCCGUGGCGAUAAUGCUACUAAUGGGAAUGGGAAUAGGACAGCCAUGCGGACUACUGUCCUUACCAUUAAAUCUCAAACUAGUACUACUACUGGCACUUCUAUUGAUCCGCGAUCUGGAGAUGCUGUACCAUGUAAUGAGCUGCGUGUUCCCUUUGAAACAAUUUUUCGCAGAGCACUAGUGAACCUGGAGAAGGAUGUUGUUUUUGAUCAAAAGGCGCUUUUGAAGUUUGCUGAUACUACCUGGAAACAGAUUAGGGCGGGAAGGAGUGAGGGCUAUUGA
Molecule: messenger RNA, 881 nt
Organism: Aspergillus glaucus CBS 516.65
Lineage: Eukaryota; Fungi; Ascomycota; Eurotiomycetes; Eurotiales; Aspergillaceae
Exons: 1
Source: RefSeq, a predicted model, not a curated record